Anopheles moucheti is the source of this 2914-nucleotide messenger RNA. RefSeq lists its product as uncharacterized. The coding region runs from base 220 to 1554 and encodes 444 amino acids. Gene Ontology annotation, biological process: phospholipid metabolic process; arachidonate secretion. NCBI's taxonomy places the organism in Eukaryota, Metazoa, Arthropoda, Insecta, Diptera, Culicidae. The transcript has 5 exons. Gene Ontology annotation, molecular function: A2-type glycerophospholipase activity. The record is from RefSeq and is a predicted model, not a curated record.
CCAGAGUCUUGUGGGGUUUGUUCGUGCGUGUGUGUGUGUGAUCGCAGUUGUAGCUUUAUCUUAAAACAAAACGGUGCGCCACAAGGGUAACAACGGUUGACGUGUUUAAAGCAUCCUUUUCGCAUAAGCUAAAAUAUUUCCCGGUGGUGUCCAGUUGUGUGUACAGCAGUGGUGUCCUUGUGAAAGCCCAACCAUUCGUUUACUACCACAGCCCACAAAAUGUCAAAAGUGAAAGUUUACAGCAACCAGAUGCACCUAGCACGGCUAGAAUCGGUACUAACUCCCGUCAGGCUGUGCGUGACCGUGUUGGCGUUUCUGCUGCUGACAGUGACGGGAACCGUUCAGCCGGAAGCGAACAGCAUCGUUCAUCGUCCAUCACCACAUCACCAUCGGCACCACUUACAUCGGGGUGUGACGCAACAGGAAUAUGAUAACAUUGGUGACGGCGGAGGCGGUGGUCGUAGUGACGUUGACCGAAAAUUCAUGCAGCACGGCAAUUUCAUACUCAUCGAUUAUCUGAACGAUGGCGAGCGGGAACGGCGCAUCAGUUGGAAUGGUGCAAUCGGCAAGGAGACCAGUCUAGCCGAUAAUAGCUCCAACAAAACGUUGAGUCUCUGGCAAAUGGUCUACGGCAAGUACCUGAUACAGAUAAUCUACAACAGCGACGGACAAAUGAUGGACUGCGAGUACGUCCGGCAGCGCGGUAUGGUGCACCAGUUUCGGACACGGUUCUAUAAGGAAUUCUUCCAAGCAUUGGCACGGAACUUCACUUCACCGUUUAACGGGUUGGCCGGCAGCACGAGACACCAUUCGCUAGUGUCCGAUCAUGACUUCGAGCAGUACAUCGAGCACGAUAUCGUUACGCCCGAGAUGGAGGAGCUGCAGUACAAUGUGUACGAGUUCCCGGCAGGCGUUCCGGACACUCACCAAACCAUCGAUGCGUUCGGUAUGCGCAAUCUGACGUACAUUCCGCUUCAUGCCCAGGCAGAUAUCCCGGCGGAUUUGCUGGAACAGUUAAACUUUCGCGAACUAAAGCAGCGUUGUAAUGUGCGGCAUAUGCAGCUGAAAGAAAUUGCCCACGGGUUGCAGAGUGCCGAUCCCGAACAUCAGCGGAUAGCAAACGAGAAUUUGCAAAGACAGCGACGUGACCUGUCCAGUAUGAUGCGCGUUCCGGGCACGAAAUGGUGCGGCAAGGGCUGGAGUGCCCGCAACUACGUCGAAAUGGGCGGUUACUCGAAGGCCGAUCGAUGUUGCCGCCAACACGACCUAUCCUGCCCAUUCUGGAUACUGGGCUUCGAGACGAAGUACAACCUGUUCAACUGGCGCGUCAACACACUGAUGCACUGCGGAUGCGACGAGAGAUUUCGUACCUGUCUCAAGAUGGCCGACUCCAGUGAUGCCAAUCUGGUCGGCAAGCUGUUCUUCAACAUUGUCCAGAUGAAAUGUUUCGUGCUGAAGCCGGAAACGGUGUGCGUGAAGCGGACCUGGUGGAACAAAUGCGAAAAGAAGAUCCGCCGGAAACGGGCACACCUGCGGGACAAUAGAAAGUUUUAGAGUAAAAGUAAUAGUGUGUGGUGGAAAGGAUGAACUUUCCUUUCCGGUUUUGAGUACUACACACACACACACACACUUAGUAAACUAUAGUAAACCAAAGAGGGAAUGUCAUGCAAGUGAAGUGAACUUUGAAGUGAAUGCUUUUCGAGUUUAUCUUCAGCAAAAAAAAGAUUCAAACUGGACAAAGAUCACGUUGCUUACACACAGUUUAUCUUUGGGUUCACUGACAGUUGAUUAAGUAUGCGUAAAGUGCGCGAUAUAGGUUGUCUAAGAAACCUGUGUAAAUGAAUGUUGUACCCUGUAAUUAUUUAUUGUCCGUUUCUUGCAAAAUGUAGCAGUAGCUACGUUUUUGUUAGUAGUGAUCGCUCCACCCGAGUGUGACAUUAUUUAUGCUGUUUAACGAACGUCGCCCGGGUUCGAACCCCAGGGUGAGGAACACAGUUCAAACGUAUUCCUAUUAGCAUCGUAAGCAACUGGACUAAACGGUGAUCAAAGCAAAUCGGGGUAGUUCGUAAGAUGUUAGCUAAGGUAGACGGUUAGUACCGUGAGGAUGUGAUCGCGUGCGACUGUCAAACGCAAAGCCGAGUAUUUAUCAAACAACCACGCCAGCAAACAGCAAAAUGUGCAUCCAUAUGUUGAUCUGAGCUAGUAGUAGGAUAAUGUUAACGGAAGGGUAGAAGUAUUAGUAAAUGUUUAGACGCAACGAUAAGAAAAACUUUCUGUGUGCAUAUGACGGUAGGGCAACAUUAGCAAUAGAUUCCAUGACGUAAACUUACUGAAACGGCGCAUGUGGCCAUCAGCUCUUUGCCCCUCUUGUGGGAAGGCUCUCGGCCAGUGCGAGAAUUAUGUAUUUAUUGAAGUAUACUACGCUAGCUUAAUAGGUUGGAUGUUUUCCGACAGGUUUUUGAGACUCAAACACUAACUAAACUAAAGAGGUCCGCUUUCUUAAACAAGCGUAGAAUUGUUUGCGCUUUUUCAACAAAUUACUACUGCAUACUGUAAAAAUUGUACAUAUAUUUAGCGAGAUCUAUCAGCUUUGGGACGACAAGCGCGUAGACGCAUUCAAUUGUACAUAACAAAAGGGUAAUAUUAAGUGAUGUAUAUAAACCGUUUAACAAUACACAACAAGAGAAAAAAAAUCAAAACUAUGCAAUAAAAACCAAUCGCAUGUGUGAAAUGAAGCAAAAGAAGCGCAUAGCGAAAUACACUCACAGAUAUAAUUAUAAAGAUGUACCUUGUGUUUUGUGUUGUGGUCCACCGCAAAAUUAUUUGUUUGAAAAUUAAAGUCCACGACAUCCGCGUGUAUUUUUUCGAAGCUUGUUAUACAUUCUACAUACAACGCAAUUGUUCUAAAUUUGAU